UCUCCUUCCUCCGUUCAUUGUGAGUGGCAAGCUAAACGAUGCGAGCGCUCGUAGCUGUUGCCGCCGCCCAGUAGAGUUUCCCCGCCCGAGGACCAAGCACAACCACACUGACAAAGAGACCGUGUGAGCGCAAGAUACGAAGACAAGUCCUUUUUUUCAAACAAGUGUCAAACGUUGUCGUGGCGAAUUUUUUCAUGCUUUAACCAGUCAUCGGCAGAGCGCGAGCGAGAGAGGGAGAACGAGAGCGAGUCAGCCUAGAUAAGGAAGAAAUAGGGGGGAAAUAAUUGCUCGUAUAUUUCGGUCCUCGCCAACCGUUACUUUGGAUAUCAAGAAGAUCAGAGGUUGUGUAGCCAUGGGAUGUACACUGAGCGCCGAGGAGAGAGCGGCUUUGGACAGGAGCAAGGCUAUCGAGAAAAACCUCAAAGAAGAUGGAGUCACAGCCGCGAAAGACGUAAAACUACUCCUUCUCGGGGCUGGGGAGUCAGGAAAAAGUACCAUCGUGAAACAGAUGAAGAUUAUCCAUGAGGAUGGCUUCUCUGGAGAUGAUGUGAAGCAGUACAAGCCUGUGGUCUACAGCAACACAAUCCAGUCUCUGGCUGCCAUCGUCCGUGCCAUGGACACCCUUGGGCUGGAGUACGGAGACAAGGAGAGAAAAGCUGAUGCUAAGCUGGUGUGUGACGUGGUGAGUCGUAUGGAGGACACUGAGCCAUACUCUCCUGAGCUCCUGGGGGCUAUGAUCCACCUGUGGUCCGACUCCGGCAUCCAGGAGUGCUUCAGCCGCGCCCGAGAAUACCAGCUCAAUGACUCCGCCCAAUACUACCUAGACAGUUUAGACCGGAUCGGUGCUCCUGACUACCAGCCCACAGAGCAGGACAUUCUCAGAACCCGAGUCAAGACCACUGGCAUCGUAGAAACUCACUUUGUCUUCAAGAACCUGCACUUCAGGCUCUUUGAUGUGGGAGGACAGAGGUCGGAGAGGAAGAAAUGGAUCCACUGCUUUGAGGACGUGACAGCCAUUAUCUUCUGUGUGGCACUGAGUGGGUAUGACCAGGUGCUGCAUGAAGAUGAGACCACGAACCGCAUGCAUGAGUCUAUGAAGCUGUUCGACAGCAUCUGUAACAACAAAUGGUUCACAGACACCUCCAUCAUUCUAUUUCUCAACAAGAAGGACAUAUUCGAGCAGAAAAUUAAGAAAUCUCCCCUUAGUAUCUGCUUCUCGGAGUACACAGGCGCGGACACCUUCAUAGAGGCAGUGGCCCACAUUCAGUCUCAGUACGAGAGCAGGAACAAGUCCCUCCACAAGGAAGUGUAUGCUCACGUCACCUGUGCCACCGACACCAACAACAUCCAGUUUGUGUUUGACGCUGUCACCGACGUCAUCAUCGCCAACAACCUGCGUGGUUGUGGCCUGUAUUAACCCAGAGGAUAGACCCAAUGUGUCCCUGGAUUGACCCUUCUCCUCCACUUUUCCCUCACCCACAUAUCAAAUUAAUUCACCUUUUAGAUUUGUUCAAUAUUAAGACAUUUUAAUUCCGUUGCAUAAAGAGAGACAGCUGUUUUUUUUGCCUCAAGCAUUGAACACCAUUAGUCGAAGUGAAUACAGGAAAGACAGAUAAUCCUUGACUGGAACAAUUAGUUUAGUGUCAUAAAGAAUAUACAUUUUGACAAUCACUCACCUGCAAAACUGUUCAAGACAAUCUGGACAUCCAUGGUGAAUCACAUUUCCGAAAGAAAGAAUGCAGAUAUUAUAGACAUGCAUUUGAUACAUUUGUAGCAAAGUCAUGUUAGCGGUAGGUUAUUUCAGAAGAUAUGCUGUUUUACUAAAACACUAAGGCAGUUAUUGCUGUUGUGUAACCGUGUGUAAGUGGCAUUGGGUCACCACCAGAGAUAAACUAUCAUCUACAGGUUACAAGGAAAACUGCUCAUCUUUACCAACAAAGUAUCUAUUGUAAUUUGGCAUUUUGCUUAUUGAGUAAUAGUCAUCUGAUAUGAAAGGAAUUUGUGCCUGGACGGUUUUGUGAAACACUUUUAAAGUUGGAAUCGGAGUUGAUGAGUUGGGGAUUUGUUUGCGGCUAAUGGAAGAUGGUACUGUAUAAAUAAUGUGAAUUUUUGGGUGGAUUUUUUUUCUUCUGUUCUGCUUAUACAGUAUGUCAUGUAGGUUCUGAGAUUUUAGUCUUGGAAGGCUUUUUUGUUGUUGUCACUACAAGUUUUGUGAGAUUCAAUGAUUGGGUUUGAAAUGUGUAAGGUUUGAAAGUACAACCAAAUAUUUAAUUUACACUGCAGUGGCCUUACUGAAGGGUACAUUUUUACUAAACAGUGUAAUUGGUUAAGAAACGGAGACCAUUUAUAAUGCAAAUUGGUAGGAGUGACAAUCAACGUAGUCACUGCCUGAAGUUGAGUUAGAGCUGAUAGUUAGAGAUGUAGAAAUAUUCAACUGUCAUAUUUAGUCUAGAAUUUCCUGUUGCAGUUUAGGUGCCUCAGCAGUCUCAAUCAAGCACUUGGAGUUGUUUACCUUAUGGUGAUUGGCCUGGCUAUGUCAGUAGCUAUUUUAUCUUACUGGUGCCAAUGCCAUAUUUAAUGGGAGAGUCAAUAGGCUAAGGAGCAGGGAGUUUCUAAUGUGUGUGUUAGAGCAGAUAAGGUAGUAUCUGUUUGUGGUAUACUGUAAGAGAGAAGAUUAGGUAUCUGUGGAUUAAUUAUCCAGGAAACAGCUGUUCCAUUCCUCAUUACACAGACCCUCAGGGAGGACACCAAAUGUCACAACACCCUCCCCUGUUCUUCUGCCAAAUAAUGCCAAACCACUCUAAGAAGGGUCAAAACUUCUUGGUUUCUUGCCAAAUAAUAUGCCGCUUCCUAAAUCGGGGGGUGGUCUGAUACCACCCUCCUCGUUUAGCUGUACAAAAACCUGUACUCGUUUCUUGUCAUGGCUGUAGGAAUCUCCAUCUCUUAGAAAGUACUAAUUUGUCUGCUUCACAGCAUCACACCCAUGUAGGUGCCGGGUGAGUGGGGGUAGGGAAGAUGUUACCAUGAUGAUCGUUCUCAGCACCACGCCUGCCUUAGCUGGUAGGUGCAGCCUCGUGUGUCAGGAGACUCUGAUACUCUAGUCACUGCAGUGAUUCUAGGGGCUCUGUAAAAUAUUUGUUGACUGUACUGCUGUACACUAAAAUGUCAUUGCAGUAAGAUACUGUGUGUUGCUUCGGUAGAUGCACAGGACACGGGAGGCAAAGGCUGUGCCAACCCUCAGGCCAGUUAGUUCUCCACAACAGGACAUGAACUCUAAAUUGUCAUGAGCAGACAAGUUCUCAUUCUGUGCCAAAUCUGUUGAGACAGUGUUCAUGUGCUACAUUUGACAUUUUAUGAACAAUAAGAAGCAAUGGAGAAUGACUGCCCCCUCUCAUUGAAGCCACAGAAGUUCAAGGCCGACCGUGGUACUUUGUGGUGAAUCUUCAUGUAAAGAAACAUAUAUUUUUUAAGACAAUCUUGGUACCAAUAAUUGCUUCUAAUACACCAGAUGUAUGUCCUUGAACUGAUUAUUUUACAAUCGCACACAGAACAAGUUAUAAGUAUAAUUUAGUUGCUAUUUGCAGCCUGCAGUACCACGGUCAACCUUCUACUUAGUGAGAGGGGGCAACACUGAGCUAUCCUGCAAUGUCACUUCCUGGAGUAGCUCAAACUACGCAUGUCAUAUCUCCAUGAGAUGCCAUCUUAAUUAAUGGUGUCACAUGAUCAAUGGCUUUGUCCAUUCAUAUAUACAGUCAUUGAGUAUGUUUACAUGCACAGUAAUAAUUAGAUAUUAAACUGAUUAUGGCAGUAGGCAGAUUUUGCAAUAGUCAUGUAAACACCUUAUCUUAAUCGGUGUCAGGUCAAAAUCGAAGUAGGCAUAUGCUGAUUAAAACACCUGGUUUUCUGAGCAAUCUUUCGAAUGAUUAGGACAUGUAAACAUCUUAAUCGGCGCUCCAGCUGUGUAUUUGAUCUGUGCAUGUUCUAGCACCUGCCGAGCGAGCCUCCCUCUUCCGCGAAUGAAGUGAGCAGAACAACUGAAUGUAUGCGCCUUAGAAGUAGUUUUCAAAUGCAAACUUUUUAUGACUGAAAUCAGAAUAAAAUAUGUUUCCCAAAAAUGA
Messenger RNA from Salvelinus sp. IW2-2015, 4118 nucleotides. RefSeq names its product guanine nucleotide-binding protein G(o) subunit alpha. Lineage: Eukaryota; Metazoa; Chordata; Actinopteri; Salmoniformes; Salmonidae. The record is from RefSeq and is a predicted model, not a curated record. Gene Ontology annotation, cellular component: heterotrimeric G-protein complex. Gene Ontology annotation, molecular function: GTP binding; G protein-coupled serotonin receptor binding; G-protein beta/gamma-subunit complex binding. Gene Ontology annotation, biological process: G protein-coupled dopamine receptor signaling pathway; adenylate cyclase-modulating G protein-coupled receptor signaling pathway.